Messenger RNA from Ornithodoros turicata, 1387 nucleotides. RefSeq lists its product as uncharacterized. The transcript is spliced from 3 exons. Gene Ontology annotation, cellular component: chitin-based extracellular matrix. The record is from RefSeq and is a predicted model, not a curated record. Bases 47 to 436 code for a protein of 129 amino acids. NCBI's taxonomy places the organism in Eukaryota, Metazoa, Arthropoda, Arachnida, Ixodida, Argasidae. Gene Ontology annotation, molecular function: structural constituent of chitin-based larval cuticle.
GCAAGAUUCACUAUUCGCACGCUGCAUCUGAGUGUUGUACACAGCAAUGACCACCAAGAUCAUAUGGAUAUGUUUCGCAGCUGCUGUAGCGAUAAGCGUUGAGGCUAUGCCGCCCAAUGACCCGUCUCAAUCGUCAGCGGAAUACUACUUCUUCAGGUACAAGAGCACGAACCCCUUGAACGGAUCGCACACAGCCAACGCCACAGGUCAACACUUCCACGAGGAAAUUAGCGACAGCGACAACGUUCGCUCAGGAUCCUACGGCUACGUGGACGCCAAUGGUAUCGAACGCCGCGUGGACUAUGUAGCCGAUGCAAGCGGCUUCCGAGCCGUUGUGCGAGCAACCGACACUGGUCCUUUUGGAAAGGACUCGAAUGUGUAUCGCUACAUCACGCACAAUACAGAAUUCCCUAAGCCAAAGAAUUUUCCCCAGUAGUAUAGUUGCAGGGUCUCCAUCUGGCUGCCAUCUGUUGAACUGUCGUAGAAUUUGGAAAGCAGACUGAGGCUAGUUAGGCUGAUGUGAACUAUGCACAGGUGCCACUGCCUCGAGAAUGAGGAUCGAAGGUAGACAUGUCCAGGUAUGAUUUCAUUUAGAACAAUAAUAGUCGAAGACAGACAACGUAUAGUCAGUGACACGUUAAGUCCUACAAUUGGGACCGCCCACUCAUCCGUGGAAGGCUCCUGCGAUUGGCUACGAGCCUUCGCACGACGCUCCAUGUAUAGUGCCGGCUCUCUCUCCCCCAGUCCCCACUUGGCCGCGCCAUCUAUCGUCCCACACGCUUCGCUCUGCAGCCUGUUCUCAAGGAACGACUUUCGAAGGUUACCGUGAGCUGUUAGUUUAAGUCGAAGUGUGUAGUCUCUGUCGUCCAAUCCUCAUUGCCAACGAAACGAUACCUGGACAUGCCAUAAAAUAAAAUCUUCCUGCGUUGCGUCGGAUUCGCCGGAAAGAAAUCACUGUGACAGACAUCCUCUCAUAUUUCCUCAUCACUCCCCUAUCUUCCACUCACCCCACAAGUCUUCUAGAUAUUCAGGUGGUCACACGACAAUCCUGUCGUCAACAAUCAUUGCGAUCUCACGAAUAAUGGCUGUACUACGGACCGCGCCAGCGUAUAACACCUCGCAGAUAAAACCGGUACCCUAGUCAAGUAACAUGCUUCAGCUUUCAUUCGUAUGUCCUCUCAUUGUUUUCAUAGGACAAGUUCAGCUGUUCGCCCUUGUGCUUGAGACGUCUGAGCGGCUUUUAGAAGAGAAGUAGAACAUGUAUGGCUUUCUAAGUGUUGUGCUAAUUGUACCUGAUGGUCGUGUAACCUCUUGUUAUAUGUUCCAGUGGAAUUCAACAUUCUAUGUAUUGUCUUGCCAUAGGCUUAUUAAAUACCCUACACAAGUU